Molecule: messenger RNA, 2763 nt
Organism: Micropterus dolomieu (smallmouth bass)
Lineage: Eukaryota; Metazoa; Chordata; Actinopteri; Centrarchiformes; Centrarchidae
Product: atrial natriuretic peptide receptor 2-like
Exons: 23
Coding region: 82-2601 (839 amino acids)
Biological process (GO): cGMP biosynthetic process; intracellular signal transduction; receptor guanylyl cyclase signaling pathway
Molecular function (GO): guanylate cyclase activity; ATP binding; peptide receptor activity
Source: RefSeq, a predicted model, not a curated record
CACACACAUGCACGCACAGAUCUGGUCGUUCACUCAGCUAGUUAGUUCAGAGCGUGUCCAGCCACAGCAGCAAACCUCCUCAUGGCUCUACAGACAGUGGCAUCCCUUUACCUGUGUUUCCUGCUGGGAGUAAAUUGCUGGCAUGAUCUGGACAACACAGAGUAUGACUGUUGGCCGAUCAACAGUCCAAAUGAUUUCAACAUGAUAAGCUGUGGUGGUCUGGAAAUGGCCUGGGUGCAGCGUCCUCCAGAAAAAGUAACCAAUGGGGAAGAGUUCAAUGUCUCGUACACAGUGACGGCCUCAGAUUCUUUCUACGAAUACGCAGUCAGGAACAAGAUUUUCCAGUUCAGUACUGCAUCAGAGGCAAAGACGUUCUGUCAUGAACAUGACUGCCCGGAAAACUGGAACAAUGCCAAUGAAAUGAACUGCUGUGUGUAUCACGCCAACAUCCACUCCUGUCCUCUCGGCCUCAUGAAACAAGAUGGGAUCUGUGGCCCAUGGAUUCCUGACGAUGGUAAAAUAGUGACGCACACUGUGUCUAAAGCAGGCAAGAUGCCUCAGAAAUACUGGACUUCAAAGGUGGUGCUGAUCCAUGUGGGCGUCACCUCAGUCAUUGCUCAUAUCAAAAUAGGACAGAUGCACGCUGCACUGGAGUCCAAAGUGCUUGUUGUCAGUGCUCAAGUGUGUGGGGAUGACAUCUGUGAGGUGGACGAGAACUGUCUCAACUGUCCCGCAGACUGUGGUAUCUGCCCAAUGUCCAUCACUAUUAAGGUGGCCAUCGGGCUUCCAGUUGCUCUCUUCAGCAGCGGCUUCAUCCUAACCAUGGUGUGGCUCCAGUACCAGAAACAGAGGAUGUUUUGGGAUGAAAGCUGGAUCAUACACUACAAGAGCAUAAUAUUUGGUAAAGUGUGCCACGUGGGCCUGGGCAGCACCACCAGCCUGCAGCACAUCAAGAGCAAUAACUCCACCAUCAGUCAAACUACUAAUGUGACAGUUUGUACCAGAGUCAACACCACCUUUAAACAAGGCUUUAUCCAGCGAGGCAUCUACGAUGGAAGGACAGUGGGAGUGAAACACAUCCAGAAUAAACAUUUCACCCUCUCUAAAACCAUCAGGAAGGAGGUGAAAGAAGUAAGGCAACUGGACCACCCCAAUUUAUGCAAGUUCAUUGGUGGAUCCAUUGAAGUCCCUUACGUCAGCAUCAUAACAGAGUUCUGCCCCAAAGGAAGCCUGUCUGAUGUCCUGCUGAAUGAUGACAUCCCUAUCAACUGGGGCUUCAGAUUGUCCUUUGCGACUGACAUCACCCGCGGAAUGUCUUACCUCCACCAGCACAAGAUGUUUCAUGGAAGACUUCACUCCAGAAACUGUGUUAUUGAUGACCGCUGGGUGUGCAAAAUCUCAGAUUAUGGGCUCACAGCUUACAGGAAGGAGGAUUUUGAGGCCGUCAGCAGUGGCUUCAAUUGUCUGGAUGUAAAUCACAUAUACUGUGCCCCAGAAGUCCUGCAGGGAAGCAGCUCCAAUAUGACACCAGCGGCAGAUGUCUACAGCUACUCUAUGAUUCUGCUUGAGAUUGCAACUCGCACUGACCUCAUUUCAGACCAGCCUGAGGGAGUGAGAAUGGAUCUCAUGUGGCGCCCCCCUCUGCCUGAACUCAAAGCAGGGAAGGCAGAUACUGACUGUCCCAGUCAAGGAGACUACUAUGAGCUUAUUAAGAAGUGCUGGUCUCAUAAUGCCACCAUGAGGCCCACGUUUGAGCAGGUGAAGAAGACGCUCAACAAAAUGAACCCACACAAAGUCAGCCCUGUGGACAUGAUGAUGAACCUGAUGGAGAAGUACAGCAAACAUCUGGAAGCCAUAGUUGCUGAGAGAACACAAGACCUUCUUCAAGAGAAGCAGAGGACCGAUCGGCUGUUAUACAGUAUGUUACCAAAACCGGUGGCUGAUGACCUUCGUCAAGGUCGGACAGCGCAGGCACAGAGCUAUUCCAACGCCACUGUCUACUUCAGUGAUAUUGUCGGCUUUACUCAGCUGUCUAGUGCCAGCACUCCCCACCAGGUUGUGAACUUCCUCAACCAGCUCUACACCACCUUUGAUGACAUUAUUGACAAUUACGAUGUCUACAAAGUGGAGACAAUAGGCGAUGCUUACAUGGUAGUCUCUGGGGUCCCUCAAGAAAAUGGCAUCAAUCAUGCUGGAGAGAUAGCCAGCAUGGCUCUUGAUCUGGUCAGUGUCUGCCACACUUUUAAGAUCCCCCACAAACCCAACACACAGCUAAAGAUAAGAGCUGGCAUCCACUCAGGUCCUGUUGUGGCUGGUGUGGUUGGCACGAAAAUGCCUCGCUACUGCCUAUUUGGUGACACUGUCAACACAGCGUCACGCAUGGAAUCAACAAGUGAAGCACUGAAGAUCCAGGUGAGUGAUGCCACAGCUAACCUGCUUCACACACUCAGAGGUUACAUUCUGACAUGCAGAGGAACACUUUCUGUGAAGGGAAAGGGGGAUAUGACAACAUGGUGGCUUGAAGCAAAGAGAGAUGAUCAUACAGACCCACUGCUUAGAACACCUCGAUUCAGAGGAAUCCCAGUGCCAGUUAGUGACUAGAUCUGGGUUUAUGGAGGCUUAAAUGGGAAAACAACUGUAUGAAAACUGGUCAGGCUUUGUGUCGUGCAAUUGAAUUGUUUUACACUGAGCUAUUUUGGGGUUAAAUGCCCAGAUACCAUGAUAGGAUGAACAAAUAGUUGAUCAUUCAUUUAAAUGUCAUAC